AUGGACGGUGACGCCGACAUGAUCCCCUCCUCGCUCUCCGCCGAGACAUCGCCCUCCUCGUCCGAUGUCGCCACUGAGUCCACGGGGUCGUUCUUUCGGGACCGGAGCACGACGCUGGGCACGCUGAUGGGCGUGUCCCUCGCCGACGAGGAGCAGGAGCAGGUGCAGGACCAUCACCACCAUUCAGGGCAGGAUGCUGUGGAGGGGACGGGGACGCCGCGUGCUCCGGUGCAUGAGGGGGAGGGGUGGAGGUGGCGCCGCAGGUGGAGGCGCCGGCACUGGCGCAGCGCCGUUGGCGGCGGGUGGUGGAGGCUGUGCAGGGACGACGUCCGCGUGCCCACGUCGCUCGGCCACUUCCUGGACGUGGAGAGGCGGCUCUCCGGCGCCGGGCUGCUGUGCGGCGGCGACGGCGCGGGGGAGCGGGACGCUGCCGCGGCGGCGGCUGUGGCUGUGGCUGUGGCGGCGGAUGAAACGGGGAGGUGGAAGCUGCGGAGGCCAGCGCAGGGGACCUCGUCCUCCUUGGCGAGGCUGCCGGUGCUGCUCACGGCAAUCUGCAACGGUGGAACCGCAUAA
Molecule: messenger RNA, 573 nt
Organism: Miscanthus lutarioriparius
Lineage: Eukaryota; Viridiplantae; Streptophyta; Magnoliopsida; Poales; Poaceae
Source: the annotation of a GenBank genome assembly